UAGGAGGCAAAUGAAUGACACAUUUACUGCAGGAUUGAGCAUCUGCAUCUGCUGUUAAUCAUGACACCAUCUACCUCAACAAGAAACACUUUUAUUCUGCUGUUUUAUCUGUUUUUUACAUUUCUACACGUCAACGUUAUUGGUUAUAACGGACAAAAGUGCGAAAGUAAUUAUUACCAGAAAUCCACUCAGGAAAUCCAAAGAUGUGAACGCUGCAAUCAAGAGUGUUCUGAGGAUAAAAAUGAGAAGGAAGUUACUCCAUGCACUCAGACCAGCAAUAGAGUUUGCCUCUGUAAACCAGGUUUUUAUUGCACUAGUGGGAAACAAUUAUCAAACACACUGCCAUCAACCAUGUGUUCCCUGUGGAAAAGGCAUGUUUCGCAGCACACCAUCUCUGGAAGACUGCAGUCCUCAUACAGAUUGUGCUCGGUUGGGAAUGAUAAUGCUCAGAGAGGGCACAGCGACACAGGACAAUGAGUGUGGGAAUGCCACAACAGUGAAGCCAACCUCAUCCUCUACCAAAAAUAUCAUUACUACCACCACUUUCAAUAGCACGUCCAUUCCCAUGACAGAGGAUAAGAAGGAAGUUACUCCAUGCACUAGAGUUUGCAUCUGUAAACCAGGUUUUUAUUGCACUAGUGGAAUUAAUUUGGACACAAACUGCCAUAAACCAUGUGUUCCCUGUGGAAAAGGCACGUUCUCCAGCACAGCAUCUCUAGAAGCAUGCACUCCUCAUACUGAUUGUGCUCGGUUGGGAAUGAUAAUGCUCAGAGAGGGCACAGCGACACAGGACAAUGAGUGUGGGAAUACCACAACAGAGAAGCCAGCCUCGUCCUCUACCAAAAAUAUCAUUACUACCACCACUUUCAAUAGCACGUCCAUUCCCAUGACAGCAGGGGUCACUGUACAACUCAAAGACAAGGCAGAAGAGAUCCAGUCCCACUUGCUGCUGCUAUUAAUCUUAAUGUUGAUAAUCUUGUUCAUGGCUGGAUUCUGUAUCCUGAAGAAAAGCGUGGCAAAGAAAACCCUUUUAAAAUGGUUUGGUUUUAUAAACAGACAACGUGAAGAUUAUCCACCCCAGAGUCAAACUGAAUAUGACAAUCAAAUUUUGUCUAAUUCCCAAUUGGAGACUACAGUACCAGUCGGCAGUGCUGGCAGAGAGGUCAAAGGUCAGAGUACGGGGCCCAUGCCCCAAUCCGGAGCUGUGCAGCAGGUCACAAUGGAGCACAAUGGGAAGGGUGAGAACGUCAGCAAUACUGUUGGAUCCAUCUACAUCUACUCUCCUGGAAUGGUGAUUUUGGGCUCCAACUCGGGUGAUAAAAAGGAAGAGGCAGGACUUUGCGAAGAAGGCGUUCCCCUCAUCAGCAGACCGCAGCAAGAGUCAAAUCCACCCUCGCAAGAGGUCAGAAUCAGAAUAAGCGCACCGGAAGAGGCUGAGGAGGAACUGAGCUUGAGUUUUCCUGUGCCAGCAACUGAAAAAGUGAGAACUUGAACAUGUGGUUUCUUGCAUGAACUUCAGAAUGGCCUUCAGGAAGAUACCAGGUUGAAUCACAAGGCUGAAAACACACAAGCUGCCAGUUUUAAGAUUCCCGGUAAAGGAUGGCAUCAGAAAGGCCCAAGUCAUGGUUUCAGUUCCAGAGAAACAUGCACACUGGCUAAAUGUACAGGCUACCUUGAUUGCAACGUAUGUCAAAUACAGAAUGUGCAGAUGUACCAGAUGGGAAUCAACAAGUAAUGAUUUUAGCUUUUUUUGCACAUCAAGAAAAAAGAUUUAUGCUUAAUUUAAGUCGGUCAAUUUUUAUAAAUGCACAUGUCGGUAUUGCCGCUUCAGCAAAA
This is a messenger RNA of Carassius auratus (goldfish), 1836 nucleotides long. RefSeq lists its product as uncharacterized. The transcript is spliced from 11 exons. Gene Ontology annotation, molecular function: protein binding. The record is from RefSeq and is a predicted model, not a curated record. NCBI's taxonomy places the organism in Eukaryota, Metazoa, Chordata, Actinopteri, Cypriniformes, Cyprinidae. Bases 242 to 1492 code for a protein of 416 amino acids.